UUAUGCACACUAUGUAUAAAUCAAAAAUCUAAAAGAAACUCAAUUUUCUAAAGAACUUGUUAAAGUACUACAUGGCUACUGUACCCAACACCUUCUGGGGUCUCCCCCUCACCCCUUUCCCUAUACAACGCCGGCGCAACCACCGGCUGUUACUCCACCGUUCCAAUGGACCUUCUCAGUUCUCCAUCUCAACAGCACAACCAUUUCGUUCACAAUUUGUUAAUUGCCGGAAACUGAAGCGGUCCGUCGUAUCUUCGGCUUAUAUUACAGGCCCUGCUUUUGAUGCUUUUGUUUCAGAAAGCGACCCUAAAUUUGAAGAAUCGGAUGAUAGCUUAGUCGCGGUUCAGCCAAUUGAAGUUAUCCGUUGGGGCUUUAUAUGGAAACUUGUUUCUCGGCACAAGUUGAAGCUCCUUGCUUCUGUUUUCUCUCUUGUCGUCUGCACCACUUGUUCUCUUUCCCUGCCUUUACUUUCCGGAAGAUUUUUUGAGGUACUUAUUGGAACAAGAACAGAUCCUCUUUUGGAACUGCUCAGUAAAGUGGCACUUCUAUAUACACUGGAGCCUAUUUUUACAAUUAUCUAUGUGGCGAACAUAACUUCCAUUUGGGAGAAGGUUAUGUCCAGCUUAAGGGGUCAAAUUUUUCGGAGAGUACUGAUUCAAAAGGAACAUAUAUACUUCCUUUUGGCUUCAAGUGCUGUGGAAAUGUUUUCCAAGAUUUACUCUACAAGCUCAUUCAGCUCAUUCUUGUAACACUUUGCCUUUCUUUCUCUUUGCAGAUUGACUUUUUUGACCGUUACAAGGUCCCUUCAUUUUGGCCUUGGUCUAAAUGCUUGAAGCUUUUGAGAGAACUACCUUUCUCACACAUGCUGCUGUACAAUAUCCCUGUUUUAUUUCAAAGGAAGACUCUUCUACUAUUAAGGAAGCAAAGUGCCUUAUUGAUCUGGAAAAUUUCUUACACCUGUGGUUGUAAUGGUUUUUAAUUUAUCCUCUGUUUGAGUGUUCAACAUGUACUUCUUUCUGUAAUUUUUGUUUCAAAUAUAGACAAAUACUUCCAGUUGCUGAAUAGCCUUCUUCAGAGACUAGAAACAAGGAAAAAGCAUAGGAAGACUUCAUGAUUCUGUACAAUUUUUUUUCCUGAAGAACCAGAAGUUUUCAUGUUGUUAGUAUACUGCAUCUAGAAGGUUUUGUCUUGGAAUUUUGUUUGCUUAAAGCUUCUAAAAAAUGUCUCCUGGAAUCUACCUGAUGCAAGUAUGAGUUAUAACUUCUGAGGCAGCCUUUGAGCACUGUGGUUUUUCAGCUUUUGAUUGGUUUUUUCAGUUAUAAGAGAUCAUAUAACCCUGAGCAGAUGAUAUUAUGACUUGUGUGGAUGCUGUCGGGGAGGGUGGAGUAUGCAGUGUAUACUUGGUCUUACUCUUUCGUUGGUGAAUUAACAGCUCUAUUAACAUCUGAUCUGGGUUCUCUCAAAAAUAUUGUCAGUGAGAAUACUUCACGGGAUCGUGGUUUUAGGGCACUAUCAGAGGUGGUGGGAACAUUAUCCUUAUUGUUUGCUCUAUCUCCCCAACUUGCACCAAUUCUGGGCUUGCUCAUCCUCGCAGUGUCUAUUUUAGUCGCUCUGUUCAAGAGGUCAACUGUAAAUGUCUUCCAAGCUCAUGGACUGGUCCAAGCAUCAAUAGCUGAUUCUGUGACUGAAUCAUUUUCUGCCAUUCGCACUGUGAGGUCAUUUAGUGGGGAGAAGCGUCAGAUGUCAGUAUUUGCUCGCCAGGUACUUGAGUUUGAGAGUAGUAGCAUAAAGAUUGGGACCUUCAAAUCCUUCCAUGAGUCAGUGACGAGAGUGGCAAUUUAUAUCUCGUUGAUGGCUUUAUAUUGCCUUGGUGGAAGCAAAGUAAAGGCAGGUGAAUUAUCAGUGGGAAUUAUGGCUUCAUUUAUCGGAUAUACAUUUACAUUAACUUUCGCAGUUCAAGGCCUCGUAAAUACCUUUGGAGACCUUCGUGCAGCUCUUGCAGCAACUGAGAGAAUUAACUCAGUUUUAUCCGAUGCUGAAAUUGAUGAAGCGCUUGCAUGUUCUUUAGAGAAAGACAUGAAGCAGAAGAAGGUCCAUGAUGAGACUUUAGAAUUAUACUUGGUGAAUGAUUCUCAUGAGAAGAAGCAAUCUACCAAAACAAGAUACAUGUCUACACUAAAAUUUGGUAGCAGUGUGCGAAACUUGGCGGAGACUGGUGAUGUCUGUCUUGAAGAUGUGGAUUUCUCGUAUCCAGUGAGGCCUGAUGUGGAAAUCCUUCGUGGCCUUAAUUUAACCCUAAAAUGUGGAACUGUUACAGCUCUGGUGGGACCAAGUGGUGCAGGGAAAAGUACAGUGGAAGGUCUAAAGGUAAAUUUGUCAGCUAAUAACCUGACCUUGCAGCCAACUCGAGGUCGGAUAACUGUUGCGGGAGAAGAUUUGCGAACAUUUGAUAAGAGCGAGUGGGCUCGGGUUGUCUCUCUAGUUAAUCAAGAACCUGUUCUUUUCUCUGUAUCGGUUGGAGAAAAUAUUGCUUAUGCUCUCCCUGAUGAAUAUGUAUCCAAGGAUGACGUGGUAAAGGCAGCCAAGGCUGCCAAUGCGCACGAGUUCAUAAUUUCAAUGCCACAGGGUUAUGACACAUUGGUUGGUGAACGUGGUGGUUUAUUGAGUGGUGGACAGAGGCAGCGAAUUGCUAUUGCAAGGGCUCUACUGAAGAAUGCCCCUAUUUUGAUUCUUGAUGAGGCCACUAGUGCUUUAGACACUAUAAGUGAGCGUCUAGUUCAAGAAGCCCUGGACCAUCUGAUGAAGGGACGAACAACUUUGGUAAUUGCUCACAGAUUGAGCACAGUUCAGAAUGCAGAUCAAAUUGCUUUGUGUUCUGAUGGGAAGAUUGCGGAGUUGGGAACACACUUAGAGUUGUUGGAAAGGAAGGGUCAAUAUGCUUCUCUGGUUGAUACUCAGAGGCUCGCAUUUGAAUAAUCAUGAUACUGUGCACUGAAGGAGCAAUUAUUACGGAUCGGUUGUUGAAAGUCUGGUGGAUGGAUGGAUAUAGCAGGAAGUAUAACAGAGGGACAAGUCCUCCCUUUUUCUUUUGGAACACAGCAAAGUAUACAAAGUUUACAUACUAUAUACAGCUGAUGUAAAAAUUGGUACAAUUGCAGUGUAUGUAUUGUAAAUCCCGUAUCAAUGGACAUUCACGUCCAGGUUCCCAUGAAUUCUACACUUUCUGUUUACAAAAUCCAUUAUUGAAUGUUCUUUAACUUAA
Messenger RNA from Solanum pennellii, 3262 nucleotides. RefSeq names its product ABC transporter B family member 28. Gene Ontology annotation, cellular component: membrane. The transcript is spliced from 18 exons. Gene Ontology annotation, biological process: transmembrane transport. The coding region runs from base 1366 to 2976 and encodes 536 amino acids. The record is from RefSeq and is a predicted model, not a curated record. Gene Ontology annotation, molecular function: ATP hydrolysis activity; ATP binding; ABC-type oligopeptide transporter activity. NCBI's taxonomy places the organism in Eukaryota, Viridiplantae, Streptophyta, Magnoliopsida, Solanales, Solanaceae.